AUGGAGUCUGCGCACAGGAAAAUCGAGCUGCAGUCCCACGAGGACCUCGCGUUCCUCCUCAACAACGUCCGACGCGCCGCGCAGGACCAGCUCGACAAGGCGUUCCCGCAUAUUGAGGGGAGUAAUGCGCAGGAGGAUGAAUUGCGGACGCCUAUUGAGCGUCUCGUGAACGAGUACAUCAACAAAACCUUCACCUAUGCCGGCCCGAACCUUUCCAUAAACGGCCUCGACGCCGACCCUGCCACCUUCCUCUCAACCAACCCCUCCGACGAGCCCGAAGAGGCCUACGAGCCCUGGGACGCCCGCCUCCGUCAGCGCGUCGAAGACCUCGCCCGCGAGGAGGAGGACCUCCUCAACGAGAUCGCCGCCCUGAAAAAGUCUGUCCCCGGCGCCGUCGCCGCCGCAGCGACGCACGACUUCAAGACCGCCGCCGCGGCGGAUGAGGCCGCGCUCGAUGCCGCCAAGAAGGCAAAAGAGGACGAAGCGAGGGAGAUCGAGGCCGAGGUUCUCCCGCUCGAGGAGAUGGAGAGGAGGGACGAGGUCAAGGAGGCCUUUGGGGGCGCAGUUGGGGCACUGGGGAGGCUGAAGAAGGAGAUGCCCGCUACGGUCGCCAAGAUGGAGAGGGCGAGGGUCGCGGGAGAGUAUACCGUGACGGAACGAUCGUAA
This is a messenger RNA of Colletotrichum spaethianum, 666 nucleotides long. RefSeq names its product kinetochore protein mis14. The record is from RefSeq and is a predicted model, not a curated record. Lineage: Eukaryota; Fungi; Ascomycota; Sordariomycetes; Glomerellales; Glomerellaceae. Gene Ontology annotation, cellular component: kinetochore; MIS12/MIND type complex. Gene Ontology annotation, biological process: mitotic sister chromatid segregation. The transcript has 2 exons. The coding region runs from base 1 to 666 and encodes 221 amino acids.